Coffea eugenioides is the source of this 918-nucleotide messenger RNA. RefSeq lists its product as uncharacterized. NCBI's taxonomy places the organism in Eukaryota, Viridiplantae, Streptophyta, Magnoliopsida, Gentianales, Rubiaceae. Bases 34 to 633 code for a protein of 199 amino acids. The record is from RefSeq and is a predicted model, not a curated record. The transcript is spliced from 5 exons.
CAAACCUUCAUAGGAAGACGGGGAAAGAGAUUCAUGUUAAGUGCUUUUCCGAUUUUGCCCCGAAAUCAAUUAGAGUGCACUACGGUUAAACUACUGUUCACCUUGCGACUGAGAAACGAUUUCCCCAGGCGAAUGGAGUCGGACGAUAGCAUAGCGCCGGAACCUGGGACCAAUGAGCAACAGCCACGUCACCAGAACUCCGUUUCUCCCAAAUUUAAUGAAGAAGAAGAAGAAGCAGCAGAAGAAAAUCCUGUCAAUAGGAAUGAGAAGGAAGAACCCAAAACGACCUCGUUUCCUGAAUGCAAGGAUGUACUCAAAGCAGUAGAAGUGGUGGAGAGAGAUUCGGUCGCGAUCGCUCAGAGCUUCGCAUCUCUCUUCGCUUCUCUCCGUUUAGCUCUCUCUCAGGUUACAAGAACUUCUGUGGAUCACAUGAGUUGCUUCAGUGAUGCAGCUGGACGUCUUCAAGAAUCUGCUCUUGAUGCAGCUACAAAAGGAAAUCGUUAUAUAAAUUCCUGUCUCAGAUUAAACGAGGAAAUGAAAGGGAUUGACAAUCUUGCCUCGCAGUUAAAAAUCCUCAGGAGGAAUGUAGAUGCUUUGGAUUCAGCUGUAAAUAGGAUGGUUCGUCUUCCAUGAUGUGAACAAGUUGACAAACUAGAGCUUCACAAGGCCAGACCUUGCAAAGGAACAUGUAAUCCUGGUCUUGCUCUGAAGUACCAAGUUUACUACUCAUUUUUUCUGUUUCACACAUUGUGUGGUGGAUGCUUGUUUAUUGUGGUCUUGUCGGGUAGGGUUUUUGUUCAGAUGAUCGCUGCUUGUUACCACUCCAGGCAUACAUCACUAAUGUAUUUUGUUAGCAAAUGUUAUGCUUCUUCUUUAACCACAAAAGUAAUGGGACAAUAAAAAAAAAAAAAAAUUGGA